AUGGCUGAGGUUCUCUGCCCCCAGCCUCAAUCCGAGAAGCAGGAGAGCAUCUACCACUGGCUGCCCACCAGGGAGGAAGAGCCCAGCCGGCGACAGUUAAGGUACAUCUCCACCUUCCGGUCUUCCAUCCAACGGGAAAUGGAAGAGAAGAGGAAGGCGCCAUGCCAAACCAUGGGCAUCCCGAAGUUGCAAGUGCCCAGCCCGAAGGAAUACCUCCGGAAACACUCCAAGAAGAAGGUCCCCAAAUGCACGUAUGAGCGGGAGAAGAGGCUCCCUGGCAAACCCAAGUUGCCCCCGCAGUCCGACCGGCCACUGAUGGGCAUCCACAGCGAGAAGAACUUCGUCACGACCAACGCGGCCGAGGCCAUCAUGGCCGUGGCCAAGAAGCCCCUCCAUGCCUGCGUGGACCAGCGGAGAGGAGACAAGUUCCUGAUGGACGGAUCCGGGCUAGUCCAGAGGUUCAUCAAGAAGAAGGACUUCGGGGUGACCCCCAAAUACAUCCAAAGGUGGAAGAAAGAAGCCGUGGACGUGCGCAAAGAACGGGUGGCCGCUCGGCGGGAGUGCCUGCAGAAGAAGCGGCUGACCCGUCUCUCCUCCCGCGAACGGGAAAGCAUCUUGGACGGCCUGAAGAACAACUGGGAGGAGAUCAACAAGGACUUCCAGAGCCUCUCCGUGGAGAUCACCACCAUCCCGCAGAGGCUCCGCAAAGAGAAGCUGGAGACAGAGAUGAAGCAGUUGGAACACGACAUCAGUGCACUGGAGAAACGUCGGUUCAUCUACAUUGCCGGCGAAUAG
Thamnophis sirtalis is the source of this 795-nucleotide messenger RNA. Its product is annotated as enkurin-like. Lineage: Eukaryota; Metazoa; Chordata; Lepidosauria; Squamata; Natricidae. Gene Ontology annotation, cellular component: axonemal microtubule; acrosomal vesicle. The record is from RefSeq and is a predicted model, not a curated record. Gene Ontology annotation, molecular function: calmodulin binding.